AGUCAGGGAGAAGUUAGAGUAGACCUCAGAGAGACCGAGACAGAGAAAGACCCUUGAAGCACAGGCAGAGAGAAGGGAAGGAAGGAGGGAAGGACAGGUAGGAGUUUGGAAAGAAGGGGAAAGUGGGACUUCAGUGACCUAGUGGUUGACUCUUACUCUGUGGGCUAGUGUAGUCAGGUGAGUACGCCAGGAUAGUGUGUGCGUGUGUGUGUGUGUGUGUGUCUUAGUGUAGCACGUGUGUGUGUGUAUGUGAGAGAGCAUGGUACAUACAACCAUGGAGUCGGAGCCGUUAGACAGCCGAAAUGUUCAACUGCUCAAAAGCAACGGCCGUCUGCUGAAGGCUGCGCUGGCCGUGAGUGUGUGUCUGUGCUGCGUCCUGCUGCUCGCACUCAUACUGGACGCUGGCUUGUGUACACAAAGUGUGGCUCAAAAAAGUGAGGAUCAGGAGUUCUGUCUGACAAAGGAAUGCAUCGAGGCAGCGGGCUCCAUCCUGAGGAAGAUGGACCGCUCGGUGGACCCGUGUGAGGACUUCUACUCGUUUGGCUGCGGGGGCUGGCUGAGGGAGCACCCCAUCCCAGAGACCUCCAACUCCUUCGGGAUCUACUCCUGGCUGCGGCAGCACGUCAACAACAGACUCAAAGAUCUGCUGAAAGCGCCGUCCAGCCCCGGUGAGCUGGAGGCGGUGACCAAGGCGAAGGUGCUCUACCGCUCCUGCAUUGACGAGACGAAACUAGAGCAGUUGGACUCCCGGCCCCUACUAAAGACGCUCCGACAGCCAGAGUUCCGCUGGCCGGUGGUGGGGGAGGGGCUGUUGGGGGACUGGCAGUGGUUGCCGGGGCAAUGGGACCUUCAGAAGACGCUGUCCGCCAUCAGGGCCCAGCACAGCAAGAACAUCCUGAUUCGCCUGUCCGUCGCCCCCGAUGACAAGAACUCCACUCAUCAUAUCCUCAAGCUGGACCAGGAGCUCCUGACCCUGCCCUCCAAAGAGGACUACACCUCCAACACCACCUCCGCCAAGGCUUACCGGGCAGCCCUGCUCUCUCUCAUGGUGGACAUUGCCGUGAUGCUGGGCGCGCCGCAGAAAGCAGCUCAGGUCCAGAUGGAGGAAGUUCUGGCCUUUGAAAUUAAACUGGCUAAGAUGCUGAUUCCGUUUGAGGAGAGAACCAGUGAGAACAUGUACAACAAAUACACUCUGUCACGCUUACAGCGGCUUAUACCAAAGUUUGACUGGCUGGCCUACGUCCGGGCUGUGGUGGAGUCCGCCGGUGACCCGUCCCUCUCCAUCUCCCCCUCCGAGCCCGUCAUCGUGAGAGCGCCGCAGUACUUUAAAGACCUCUUCAAACUCAUCAACACAACCGACCCAAGGACAGUGGCUAACUAUGUUCAGUGGAGAUCUGUGUUGUCCCGGACAACCGCCCUGAGCCGGCGCUUCCUCUACCGGUACCUGGACUACGCCCGGGUUACCACGGGGACCACCUCGCUGAUGUCACAGGUGGACAAGUGUGUCGGUUACAUCAGGAACCUGCUGCUCCUACCGACCGGACGCCUCUUCAUCGACACACACUUCCAAGAGGACAAGAAACAAAUGAUGGAGGAGCUGGUGGAGGGGGUGCGCUGGGCCUUUGUCGACAUGCUGGAGAAGGAGAACUCCUGGAUGGACGAGCCGACCAAGAAGAGAGCCGUGGAAAAGGCUGAUGCAGUCCUGGCUAAGGUGGGCUACCCCGAGUUCUACCUGAACGACACCUACGUCAACGAAGACCUGAAACAUCUGUCCUUCAGUGAGACUGACUACUACGGGAACAUCAUGCAGGUGUUUGGCCACAGCGCGAUGGACGACAUCCGGAGGCUCAGGAAGAGCGUUCAGCGCACCGAGUGGUACACAAGUCCGACAACGGUUAACGCCUUCUACAGCUCAUCCACCAAUCAAAUCAGGUUCCCGGCGGGGGAGCUUCAGAAGCCGUUCUUCUGGGGGAACGAGUACCCAAGGUCUUUAAGUUACGGGGCCAUCGGGGUGAUAGUCGGACACGAGUUAACCCACGGCUUCGACAACAACGGACGCAAGUACGACAAGAACGGCAACCUGGACCAUUGGUGGAGCAACGCGUCCAUCACGGCCUUCAACGAGAAGUCCCAGUGCAUCGUCAACCAAUACAACGACUACCGCUCGGAGGAGGCGGACCAUAACGUGCUGGGAAAGAGGACCCUGGGUGAGAACAUAGCGGACAACGGUGGAAUACGGGAGGCCUUCAGGGCCUACCGGAGGUGGCUUGACCAGAACAGAGGUGGGAAGGAGGAGCCUCUCCUACCGGGAGUGGGAAUGACCAACAACCAGCUGUUCUUCCUCAGCUACACACACGUGCGGUGUUACGCCUAUAGACCAGAAACAGCCAGAGAACUGAUUCAGACUGGAGCCCACAGCCCUGCAAAAUACAGGGUCAUCGGCUCCAUGAGCAACUUUGAGGAGUUCCGCAAAGCCUUCAACUGUCCCGUCACGUCCCCCAUGAACCGCGGUGCAGAGUCCUGUCGGGUUUGGUAAAAAAAUAAAUACACAACCCCCCCCAUGGACCCCCCCAUGGACCCCCGCACUAAACCGCUGUUGGCCCCACCAGAAGAGGGCCAGCUUCGGGGGCCAUCAGAACUGCAGAUCAUGUCCAACCGUAGCAGGUCUUAAUUCCUAUUCAACGCUUUGGUAUGGAGUUCGGGAGGAAAGACAUUGGCGGCUGACAUUCUUAUGCUAGUUCUGAAAAGAUGUUUGGUAUCCCCCCGGCAUGGUGAAUUGUUUCUGAUUAUAGAACAGCAUUAUUGAAUACCUGAUUCUGAUUGGUCUAUAACGUUCCAAUGGUGUGCGUUAUUUUUCCAUAAAAGCUCUGCCUCUUGACACUUCCUCAUCAAUGUGCUAUAAAAUAAGAUAAAGCAGUACGCAAAAAAGCACAAAGGAAAAAUAUUUGGAUGUCCGUGUAUGAAGGCCAUUAUAAAACCAUAAUUUUAUAAAUGAAAUGACGGUCACUCAUAUCUAGUCAUUGUUGGUUUUUAUUGGAAAAUAAUGUACUUUGUCGUACAUCAUAUAAUAUGGAAUGCCAUUGAAGUCACUAUUGAAUAAAGAAACAAUUACAUACAUAAAUAAAUAUGCCUAUUAAAUAAAUAUAUAAGGACAUUUUAUAAAUCCUGAAAUAAAUAAUUGAGGCAAUAAAAUAAUAAGAAAUAUUAUAAAUUAUAAAAUAAUAUAUAAAUGAGUCAAUAUAGUUUAAUAAAUAAACAUGUAUUUAUUUAACUAUAUUGAAUUAUUUAUAUAUGUAUAUUCACAUUUAUUUAUAUAUAUUUUUGUCAAGAUAGUACCUCAUGUAUUUAUUUAAUAUUGACAAAAAAUGGCAUUUCAUAGUAUAAACCAAGAAUGACCUGAAUGAAAUAGCCUGUAAUGGUAUAUAGGGAACACAUUGUAAGAACGAAGCCUCAUUAAAAAACUCACAUUACAUACUUUGUAUUACAGUUUCAUCAUACAGUAUUUUGUCCUAAUGUUUUCCGGUAUUUCUAAGUCCUGUUACGUUUUUUUCCAAUUCACAGUACAAUAUAUAUACACAAUUAAGAACCCUUGCUAAGCAAAGGCAUCGGCAUAGCUUUGUUUAGCUGAAAACCCAGCCAUUAGAAAGUGGCUGUGUAUUUGUCUUGCGAGCAGAAAACAGUGAGUGAAAAAGACGAGAGUCAUCGAGGCGGUUAGAAAUGCCAAGAUGACACACUGUAUGAAACACUACCUUUUUUUUUUUUUUUUUUGCUAUUUCUUUAUUUAAAUCGCUGCUGCCCUAGUUGUUAUUCUGACAGCUUUUCAACUAUAUCAGACAUUUUGGGUAUGUUUGUUUUUCACCUCUCCAUGGUUCGCUGGCUUCCUGUUUGUGUGGCUUGUUUGUUUCUGUCAAUAAAAACAUCAAAAGCUCCAUUUGUGUAUG
Molecule: messenger RNA, 3941 nt
Organism: Gadus chalcogrammus (walleye pollock)
Lineage: Eukaryota; Metazoa; Chordata; Actinopteri; Gadiformes; Gadidae
Gene: phex
Product: phosphate regulating endopeptidase homolog, X-linked
Exons: 23
Coding region: 260-2536 (758 amino acids)
Biological process (GO): protein processing
Cellular component (GO): plasma membrane
Molecular function (GO): metalloendopeptidase activity
Source: RefSeq, a predicted model, not a curated record